AUGUUCUCCUCGGCGUUCAAGUCCAUCUCGGCCACGAACAUUACCGGAAACUACACCAUCUCUUCGAAUCCGACUUCGACGGCUGGUCCCUGGAAGAUUUACGAUGCAAAGAAAAAGUCGACGGGCAAGUCGUACAGUGUCUUUGUCUUUGACAAAAAGUCACUAGACAGCCAUGGCAGCGCGUUGGGUCGCUCCGGAGCGGCUUCGUUCAAAAAGACGGUAGAGGAGGUUGUCGAGCGGUUGCGAAAAGAGGCGUCGAGUCUGGCCAAGCUCAGACAUCCCAGUAUCUUGGAGUUGGUGGAGCCUGUUGAAGACACAAGAGGAGGCGGCUUGCAAUUUGUCACCGAAGCCGUGACAGCAUCAUUGUCGAGCGUGCUACACGAAAAGGACGAACAUGAAAGGGCUGGGCCCGGCGGAAGGUCGAGUCGAUUUGUGACUGAGGACUCGGAUGGAGUAAAGCGACGGAGAGAGCUCGAGAUUGACGAGUUGGAGAUCCAAAAAGGGCUCCUCCAAAUCAGCAAGGCACUGGAGUUUCUUCACGAAAAUGCUGGCCUCUCUGACUGGAAGAUAAGCGGACUCGCCUUUUGCAGCCCCCCUGAUGGCUCCGACAAGCCCACGUCGAUUCAAGGAAUUAGUCUGUACGAGGUCUUGAACAUGGAUCCCCGAUUACCAAAGGCCGUCCAACUCAACCUCGACUAUACCUCGCCCGAUUUCGUCGUCGAUAGCAACCUCAACUCUUCGGCUGACAUGUUUUCGCUUGGACUCUUGUCGGUCGCCUUAUACAACUCUCCUCACGCAUCUCCUCUCGAAUGCCACGGCAGCUUGUCCACAUACAAGCGACUGUUUUCGUCGUCUUCAAGUGUCCCGUCCGUUACAAACAACUACCUCUCAUCUCGACCCCUCCCCCGAGAACUCUCUCACGAUGUCCUUCCCCGACUGAUCACAAGACGGCCUGCUCAGAGAAUGACUGCGCGAGAAUUCCAGCAGAGCGAGUAUUUCGACAAUGUCCUGGUCUCUACAAUCCGUUUCCUUGAUUCGUUCCCUGCCAAGACUGCCAACGAAAAAGCUCAGUUCAUGCGGGGUCUCAACAAGGUGCUACCCUCGUUUCCCAAGUCGGUCAUGGAAAAGAAGAUUCUGCCGGCCUUGAUCGAGGAACUCAAGGACCGGGAGCUUCUCUCACUCAUCCUGCAAAAUGUGUUCAAAAUUCUAGACUUGCUUCCGUCUGCUAGACGUGCUUUUGGAGAAAAGGUCCGACCAUCACUGAGGGAAAUAUUCGUCAUCAAUGCCAAGCAGCAAGAAAAGGACCCAGCCAGAGAUGCAGGACUAAUGGUUUUCCUUGAAAACAUUUCCUCCAUCUCCAGCAACUGUUCAGGAAAGGAGUUUAAAGAUGCUGACCAUUUAGAUAUGCUCCCUGUCAUCAUGGCGGCCAUUGAAUGCCCGACUCAUUCGAUUGUCGAUGCGGCCCUGCGAAGUCUACCAGUUGUCUUGCCAGUUCUCGAUUUUAGCACCAUUAAGAACGAACUCUUUCCUGUGAUAGCAGCUGUCUUUAGCAAGACAAACAGUCUUGCCAUCAAGGUUCGAGGUCUUCGAGCCUUUGUCAUUCUAUGCGGUGGCACAAGCGGCGAAGAUGACGGUCUCAAUGGGGUGAGCAAGACUUCAUCGUCUAGCGCUCUUGACAAGUACACAAUGCAGGAAAAGAUUGUACCUCUGAUCAAAGCCAUCAAGACAAAAGAGCCGGCAGUCAUGAUAGCCGCCUUGGACGUGCUCCGGAUUGUAGGAGGAGUUGCUGACGCCGACUUUGUUGCUAUGGACCUUUUGCCAAUCCUCUGGAGCAUGAGUCUGGGACCUCUUCUGAACCUGAAACAAUUCCAGUCUUUCAUGGAGCUCAUCAAGAGUCUGUCGCGGCGAGUCGAGGAUGAGCAGACUCGCAAGCUGCAAGAACUGGGCGGAACAACCACAACGCCCAGUGAGGAUUUCAUGGCAUUUGGUGGUGUCACAGGCACAACCUUUGAGCCCACGUCUGAGAAUGACUUUGAGGCUCUCGUCAAGGGACGUCCAUCCACCACCAGUGCCCCUGAAGAGAAGAAGCCCAGCACCCCUCAACCGCCAACGUUUGCUUGGUCAACACCUCCACCAACAAACAACCCGACAAAACCUCCGCAGAAGUCUUUCCGGACAGUGACCCCAGACCUCGGUCGCUUCGAGGCUAUGACACCCCUCAGCCAUCGACCUUUUCUCCUCCUCCUCAGUCGACAUUCUCAGCGCCUCCACAAUCAACAACACUCUGUCGGCACCCAUGAAUUCACUAUCCAUGAACUCGAUGACACCCAUGCAGCCCUCCCGAAGUCCAUCGUUCACUCUUCCUCCGCCUCCUGGGAAUGCUGCGCCCGCCCUCGCUCAGCAGACUUGGAGCGCCCCUUCGAGUCAGAGCAUGGGGUCAGGUCAGACAGGGCAGACAGGGCAGACAGGGCAAAAGUCAGGAUUGGACAAGUAUGA
Fusarium vanettenii 77-13-4 is the source of this 2496-nucleotide messenger RNA. RefSeq lists its product as uncharacterized. The record is from RefSeq and is a predicted model, not a curated record. Gene Ontology annotation, biological process: protein phosphorylation. NCBI's taxonomy places the organism in Eukaryota, Fungi, Ascomycota, Sordariomycetes, Hypocreales, Nectriaceae. Bases 1 to 2496 code for a protein of 831 amino acids. The transcript has 5 exons. Gene Ontology annotation, molecular function: protein kinase activity; ATP binding.